AUGGAGAUACGUGCGCUGGCUAAUCAAGGCGUUGUCGUACUGGAAGGUGGCGGUCACCACUCGGUGGCGGUCACAUCUGAUGGGCGGUGUCUGGCUUGGGGUCGACUAGACAAUAGACAGCUGGGAGUUGUGUUUGAGAAGAGCCAUCCGGCCGUACAGACGGACGAACGAGACCAUACGCUGAUGGUUACCCGUGCUGCAUCACACGCGGCCUUUGCAGCCGGAUUCAACGAACAGGGCCAGUUGGGGUUGGGGGCCGGUGCGUCCGAUGAGGUAACUACGGCGCAGCAGAUCAGCGGCAAAGCACUAAAGGGCCGCACACUGACUUGGGCCGGAGCAGGCGGCCAAUUCUCGAUGCUGGCAGGGCCACACGUGAAUGGGGCUUAA
This is a messenger RNA of Grosmannia clavigera kw1407, 387 nucleotides long. Its product is annotated as ran exchange factor prp20. Gene Ontology annotation, molecular function: guanyl-nucleotide exchange factor activity. NCBI's taxonomy places the organism in Eukaryota, Fungi, Ascomycota, Sordariomycetes, Ophiostomatales, Ophiostomataceae. Gene Ontology annotation, cellular component: cytoplasm. The record is from RefSeq and is a predicted model, not a curated record. The transcript has 2 exons. The coding region runs from base 1 to 387 and encodes 128 amino acids.